Molecule: messenger RNA, 2731 nt
Organism: Xiphophorus couchianus (Monterrey platyfish)
Lineage: Eukaryota; Metazoa; Chordata; Actinopteri; Cyprinodontiformes; Poeciliidae
Gene: ccdc106a
Product: coiled-coil domain containing 106a
Exons: 9
Coding region: 163-1368 (401 amino acids)
Cellular component (GO): nucleoplasm
Source: RefSeq, a predicted model, not a curated record
AAAAUGCUGUAAUUGUUAUUGUUAGCUUGUUAGCUAGCAGACGAACCGCUGAAAUGGCGAUAUGACUGAGUAAUAACGGCUUAUUACAUAUGCACCACUAAGUUAUAACUAAUCCUAAAGUGACCAAAAAAGACACAAGUGAAGGUUCCUCGGUGAACAGAGAUGGAGGACGGUAACAGGAGUGAUGGAGCUUCCACAUCAAAGAGCCAUGUAGGCUCUUUUCACCUGCAGACUCCAAAAAGUGAGGACACUUAUGAAAUUACCAUUCCCUUUGAAGAAAACAACUUUGAGCAGCAGGGAUUCUUCAACCAGAGCGAUCAGAACUUUGACGAACCAGCCUCGAGUGCAGGCCCACCUACAGUCAGCAACUCAUACAUGGUGAUCAACAACCUGCGGACCCAGCUCCAGAUCUCUGUGGAGAAAAACUCGUGGCUGCAGAAAAGAAUUGAGGAUCUGGAGGAGGAGCGGGACUUCCUGCGGUGCCAGCUGGACCGCUUCAUCUUUUCCACGAAGAGCCAGGGACCGGAACAGGGUCAGAGUCAGUACAGUAACGGAUAUGAAUCUAGACGAUUCAACUGGAGGGCAAGAAGAGAGGAAGACCGUCCUGCUGAACAGCAGAAGGCAGACCAACAGCAUUUCCCUCAGCGCCAGUUUGUCCAGCGAAGGCCAUGUCCUCCCACUAUGGUGCCUUCCAAAAACCACAUCUCUAAUCCAAUGUCCUCUCAGCUCUCUAAUAUGAAUGCUUUGUACAACACAACACAAUCGCAGGCCCUUUUGCAAGGCCACAGUCAACAGGCAAGUUCAACAGGCAGUGGAAGCAACAGCAAACACAGCAAUGCUGCAAGAUCAUCCUUAAACCAACUGAGUGGACGCAAUGGCCCAGAUUCGCUCUCACUGCUGGGAGAAUCGGAUGAGUUCUUGGAGGAGGAUGGCUUCAUCGAGGAGGACGAAGGGGAUGAUGUAAUGUCAGAGGCAAUUAGCACCAACAGGCAGCAGUUAAAGAGGAGACGAGUCCUCCGAGCGCCACGAGAGCGACAGAGAGUGAAAGACGCUGCAGGAGUGCUUUUUCGCUAUAAGAAGAUUCUCCUUACGUACCAGCGCCUCAAAAACAUGACCAAGGCCUUCCAAAUCCAUGGUGUUGACCGCAACACCGUGGCCUCCACCACACCCAUUGCUGAGCUGCAUCUCGUGGCCCCCGAGAAAGUGGCCGAAGUGGGAGAGUUUGACUCCUCCAAGGAGAAGCUGCUGGAUUACGCCCGACGCUGCUACCUCGCCCUGGACGAAGAGACGCUCAGCAGAGUGCAGGCGUUGAAGAAAAAUAACCUCCUGCUGCCCAUCUCGUACCGAUUCAGGCACGAGAUGAGCUGAUUAAUGUCAGUUCUAUUGUGGAGGUAGAGACAAGGGGAUUCUUUUGAAAUGAAAAUAAUUGUUUCUGCAAUCACAGAGGACUGUAAUUAUGGUAGUUCUUUAGUCAUUUGUUCUUCAUUUAUGCUUUGCAAAGACAUUUUUUUAUCCUGACGUGGAUCUGCUGGAGGGCAGGAGUCCAAACACUACUGUAGAUGACUGCAGCUUGUUAAAUAUCCAAAUUUAUAUAACUUUAUUUGUAUUCUGCUUUGACACAAUCCCAUAAGGGUAUAAACUUCCAGUGUAUUUUUAAUUUUUAUUUUAAGUUUUGACUCAUUUUUGGAAUACUUUGAACAAAUUAUGACCAUUUCAGGAUACCGUACUUUUCAUUGCUUUAUUUUUACUGUGGCUAUAUUUAGUGUCAUUUUUAUUUGCCUUAAUGCAUUUUUAUAUGAUCCACAUUUAGAAAAGCUCCAUAUUUUGCUGCAGACCUCCAUAUUUAAAAACAAGGAGAACAAUCAUUAAAUGACAAUUAGAAAAAGACGUAGGUAUGAAAGGAUAGGUUAGGUCUCGAACCUUUGGCGCCAGGGCACCAUAUAUCAAUCAAUAACUCACUGGUUUUAUACCUAACAUAGCAUUUUGUCUCAGAAAUGUUGGUCGUUUUUAUUUAUUCUUACUAAUGGGAACACCAGUUGCACCUCUGCCUAGUUUUAAUGCUGCAUUUCUUUCUUUCUUCAAAGGACUCUAAGCAACUUUUGUAUAUGACUUCUACUAUGUUGCUAUAAAUGUAACCUCCUACGCUUCUGAUAUUAGGAAUCUUGUAUUGUAUUGUGAAGUUUUAUAUAUUGUGGAUCUGAGCAAUUUCACUACAUAACACUAUAGAUUUUUUGUAAUACUGUGUAGGUUUCGGUUACUUGUAAAAAAAAAAAAUUGUGAAAACAGCUAAAAAUCAUCAGCAGAAACAGAGGAACUGUUCUCCACAACGUGUGCAUGUAAAAAGAGCGUUUGUGAUCUGUUGUGCGGUCUUCAAAUUUGAAGGGAGCUGAUUGUAAUUUGCUAUGAAAUGCAACUAUUUUGGCAGUGAAGGCAAUUAUUUUGGAUUUUGUUCUACAGCAGAAUAAUAUUGUGUAACCAUGAGUCCAUGAGUAAACAGUUCAAGAGCAAUAAGGGAGCUGCAAAGUUAACUGAGAUUCCUGCCAGUUCACACAUUUCCACCUGGAACAGUUUCUACUUGCAGCAUGAGUCAAAUGACAGUAAAGCAUUUGAAUUCGUAUAAAAAUGCAACAUUUUAUUCUCUAACCUUCAAGAACAAAUCUCUCCGAUGAGUGCUGAUGAUUCAUUAAGAAAUUGUGUUAAUAGAAGUGAAAUAAACUUUGUUUUUCCCUCA